CGCAGGCGGAAGUGCUGUUGUGUAUGCGGAAGUAAUGGCGACUGUUUGUGAUUUUGUGUGUGCAGCAGCGCGACUCGUAUUAUGAAGCUGUGUGUGAUUUUGUGUGUCAUUGUGCGAUACGUGUUAUAUCUAGAUAAACUUGUCAGCAGCUAAGUUUCAUGAGCAGCAUUAUAUUUUCCUGUGAUUUAACAGCACAGUCCAGUCGGCUGUUUCUUGAGAGUUUCUACAGUCUGAAAUCCUUCAGAUAAACGUCAGCCGUUCUGUGUUAUUCACCUGUUCUGGGUUCAGUGUUCUGCCAAUCAGUCAUGACCCAGGUGAGGCGUUCUGACGAAGGUACUGCAGUUGUAUGACGGACGGACUGACUGGGAGUUUACGCAGUUUGUAAAGACACGUCACGAUGUUAGAGUCAUAUGUUACUCCUCUUUUGAUGAGUUAUGUGAACCGAUACAUAAAGAACCUGAAGCCGUCGGACCUGCAGCUGUCAUUAUGGGGCGGCGACGUGGUGCUGAGCAAACUGGACCUGAGACUGGACGUCCUGGAGCAGGAACUCAAGCUGCCCUUCACGUUUCUCAGCGGUCACAUUCACGAGCUGCGCAUCCACGUGCCCUGGACCAAAUUGAGCUCGGAGGCCGUCGUCAUCACCAUCAACACCAUGGAGUGCAUCCUCAAACUCAGAGACGCAGCUACGGAGGAUAAUGAAAGUUGUACGUCCAGCUCGACCAAUCAAAGUACCACUGAGAGCUUGAAGAGUGCCUCUAAACCUCGACGGGUGCAACAAGCCCCCAGUGACCCUGACCUGCCCCCAGGAUAUGUCCAGAGUCUUAUUCGUCGAGUAGUGAAUAAUGUAAAUAUUGUUGUAAAUAAUUUAAUUUUGAAGUACGUGGAAGAUGACAUUGUGCUUUCGGUCAACAUCACGUCUGCUGAGAGCUACACGGUGGACGACCUGUGGGACCGGGCGUUCAUGGACAUCAUCUCUCCUGAACUUGUCCUGAGGAAGGUCAUCAAUUUUUCCGACUGCACGGUGUGCUUGGAUAAGCGGAAUGCGAGUGGAAAGAUUGAGUUUUAUCAGGACCCGCUGCUCUACAAAUGUUCCUUCAGGACUCGUCUUCACUUCACCUACGACAACAUUAAUGCCAAAAUCCCUGCCGUCAUUAAAGUUCACACAAUGGUGGAGAGUUUGAAGUUGUCUGUGACAGAUCAGCAGUUGCCCAUGUUCAUUCGUCUCAUGGAGUUGGGCGUUGCGCUGUAUUACGGCGAGAUGGGAAUCCAUCGAGACGGCGACGUGGAAGAGAGCGGCUCGCUUCGAGAGAGCGUCCCCAGUCUCACGGGGGACGGCUCAGAUCCGUCUCUCGCGGGUCAGUACUUUCAGAAUGAGGUCGAAGAUGAAGGCUGGGUGUCGUGGGCUUGGUCGUUCGUCCCGGCCAUCGUGAGCACGGGCGAGGAGAACGAAGGGGAGUCCGACGAGUACGCAGAAUCGCACGAGAGCGGCACGGCGCGACCUCUGCGGCACUCCUACAAGGACCCUGUAGUGUCCGUCGGGUUUUACUGCACCAAAGCUUCUGUCACCUUUAAGCUAACAGAGAGCUGUUCUGAGAGCAGUUACUACAGUCCACAGAAGGUGAAGUCACGAGAGGUGUUGUGUGUGGAGCAGGAGGGCAUUACAGUGGAGGCUCUUAUGAUGGGCGAGCCUUUCUUUGACUGUCAAGUGGGAGUCGUCGGUUGCCGUGCUGUUUGUCUGAAGGGCGUAAUGGGAGUACGAGAUUUUGAAGAGAAUAUGAACAGAAAAGAGGAGGACGCUGUGUUUUUCCGCUGUGGGGAGACUCUGAGCGUGAAGGGCUUGACCUACCUGACCAACUCGCUCUUUGACUACCGCAGCCCUGAGAACAACGGAGUUCGAGCAGAAUUUAUCUUGGAUGGAAACAUUCAUAAGGAGACGUACACAGAGUCUGCAGGUCUACAGCGAUACGGCGCAUUUUACAUGGAUUAUCUGUACACGAUGGAGAACAGCAGUAAUAGAGUGUGCGUGGGACCGCAGGACUUUGCUGCGCUGCGUAAGGACGAUCCACCAAGGAUGCAGGAAACAUCGCAGAAGAAGAUUGUGAUCGGUCCUUUAGACUUGCAGCUUCACAGCAGUGCCGUCCAUCGCAUUUUGAAGAUGGCUGUGUGCACUCUUGACCAUGAGUACCAACCUUACUGCAAACCGCAGCCUGAUGUUGUAGAGGAGCAUGUGAGUGUCGGGCCAGAGACGGUUUCGGCUCUAGAAGAGUUCAUUCCCACCCGUCAGACGAGUGUCACGCUGAUGAGGGCUCGAAUCACAAUUCCUGCGGCUGAAUACAAUCUACUGCAUGUCUUAUUGCCUGCUUUACUGGGACAAAAGGUGUCGACUGCACAGACGUCUGCGUCUCGGUUUCAGCUCUUGCGUCCUCUGCCUGCGCUGCAGCUGCAGUUUGAGCGCGUCACAUUUGAACAUUCUGCUCCCAUGUAUGAAGAGGAAGUGAACCGCACGGCCAGCAGCCUGAACCAGCCAUCAGAAACACUCCUACACAACUGCUACACACACUGCUACCUGAAGGUCUUUGAGCUUCAGGCUGGUCUGACUGUAAUUGACUCAGAGGGGGUACUCCAUCCGCUCCUUCCCAUAAUUCCUUCUUUCAGUACGGCUCUCUAUGGGAAGCAGCUCUGUUUGCCUGCAUACUGGGGGAGACAGUCAUCAGUUGCUCUGUAUGAGUGCAUGUUUGAGCUCCCGCAGGUGUCUGUUCAGCUCACUCGUGCUCAGGUGAUGCUUCUUCAGUGUAUGUAUCACAGCUGGAUGUAUGCUGUGGAAGGAGGAGCCUGCAGCGGCAUCAGCGACGCUCUCAUUAACCACGCCUACAGACCUCCAGGUGUAAAGUCAGUGGUCUCUGCUCCUGUUCUGGAGUUGUGUAUUCAGCGUGUUGAGUUAAAGGUGUGUGAGCGUCCGUCGCUGCUGUGUGUUUCUGGAACUCUGGGAGCUGUUAAAGUUUGUGCCAGGAUGCCGGGUGUUUGUGAGGGACAGAAAGAGCAGCUGGUUUCUCUGGUUCAGGGUCCGUCUGAUACCACAGAUCUUCACACCAGCCGUUGGUUAAGUGGGAGUCGUAAACCGGCGUCUCUCCUCUCUCCUGAUCUCAUCCAAAUCUCUCUACAGCUUCCACAGCAGGAGCGCAUGCCGAAUCCCGGUGCAGUGCUGCUGGUGAGUGUUCAGGGCAUCGCUGUAAACGUGGAUCCAGUUCUGUUCUCCUGGCUCCUGUUUCAACCUCAGAGGUCCAGUGGCACCAGACCUCCUCAACAGGUUCCUAUGGUGAUGAAGAAGAGGAGGGAAGAUGAAGCAUCUGUUGGCAGCACUCCAUUGACCAAACAACCCAGCAAUCCGGCAUCAGACUACACCAGCAGUCCUGUGAAAACUAAGACACAGACAGAGUCAAGGCCUCUGUCUGUCCCAGUCAAAAUCUUUCCUUCGUUUGAAGAGCGACAUUUGAGUUCGGAAGAGCGGAUGAAGAACCUGAUAACAGAAACGUGGAACGCCGUCAAACACCUCACACUGCAGGUUGAGCUUCAGUCGCUUUGCGUGUUUGUGCCGUCUGACAGUUUGCCGUCACCCAGUACUCUGGUGUGUGGUGAUAUUCCAGGCACCGUACGCAGCUGGUAUCACAGUCAGACGUGCAUGCCUGCGACGCUGGUGUUGUGUCUGCCGCAGGUCAGCGUGAUGAGCGCUGGUCACAGACGCAUGGAGCCGCUGCAGGACUUACCGUUCACUGUUCACAGACCUGUGCUGGAGGAGGGUGAUGCAUUUCCGUGGACAGUGUGUGUAAAUCAGUUAAGUGUGUACUCUCUCCUGGGACACCAGCGUUCUCUAAGUGUUCUUGAUCCCAUGGGCUGCACAUCCACCCUGGCGCUCACUGGACCAAAACUACAGCCAGACACUAAACACGCUUUCAUCAUAUGUUUACAUGUGGACCUUCAGCCUGUGCACCUGAAAUGCUCAAAUCCUCAGGUUCAGCUGCUGUAUGGUUUAUGGUGUAGAUGGAGUCAGAUUCUCAGCAUACUUGACCAGAUGAAGAACAGAGGAACCCAAAGACAAUCAGCAGCAUUUCCAGACUCUACAGCACCGCCCGCUGGUCCUUUCUCACCUGUCCACAGCAGUGCUGGCACCAUCCCACCAGAUACCAGUACCUAUAGUCCAUCAGCUGACCUGGGCUCUCCAACAGAGGGUGAUUCAGUGCACACUGAGGAUCCGGUGCAGUGUGAGACGAUGACUCUUGAACAGAAGACCUGCAGCUUCAGCGGUGCGAGUGGAAAACUCAGCGUUUGGAUGCAGUGGAUGCUGCCCAAACUUACACUUAAACUCUUUUCUUCUGAGCACAGAGACAACGAGGUCUGUGUGGUGGCGGAGAUGGAGGACAUGAGCGCAUCAGUGGAUGUCCAGGACGUUUACACCAAGGUGAAAUGUAAAGUGGGCAGUUUCCACAUAGAUCACUACAGAAGCAGUGCUGAAGAGAGAGCGUCGUCGUGUGCUGGGGUCGUCCUCUCUUGCACUGACAGGCUCAACAGACGCACGGUUCUACUGCGACCGCUCGGCAGGCAGGACCCUCACAGCCAUUUCACCUUCUUUCCUCCUACAGCGGCGAAAGCUCUGGAGGUCUCUCACCAGCAACACGGUUUCCUGUCCGUCACCUACACGCAGGCCGUGACCCGAAACGUUCGACACAAGCUGACGGCCCGUCAGGAACGCACGUCUCAGAGGUUAUGUGAGGAAGGUGUCGACGGCUCGCCGCAGUAUCUUCACGAGAUCCUGCUCACGGCUCAGCCCUUCGACCUCGUGCUCUCCUGCCCUCUGCUGGUGACGGUGAUGCGCGUUUUCCACGUUACCCCGCCCCCUCAUUUGCGGCACCCAGUCAGAGAGCACCUCACUCCAGGACAGCCAAUGAGAGGCCACUCGCUCUCGUCCGGCAAUCUGCCGCUCAUCUAUGUCAACACUAGCGUGAUUCGUGUUUUCUGCCCCCUAGAGGACGUGCCAAGCAGCAAACAUUCACAGAUAAAGGAAGACACUGUUGUGCUGAAAAUUGGAUCUGUAAGUGUUGCUCCACAGGCUGAUAAUCCGCUGCCUCGUAGUGUUCUACGCAAGGACCUCUACCAACGGGCAUUAAAUCUGGGAGUGUUGCGUGACCCGGGGUCAGAGGUUGAAGAUCGUCAGUAUCAAAUCGAUCUCCAGAGCAUCAACAUGGGUACAGCUCAGUGGGAUGAUCUGAGGCCCGAGCGGGAGAGCUCAGCGAGCGGCUGUCCUCCAGACGUAGAGAGAAAUUCCCAAAAUCCUGCACUGGAGUGGAACAUGGCCAGCAGUAUUCGCAGACAGCAGGAGAAGCGAGUCAUAUUGUCACCGAUCAUCACUGAUUUCUCUGUGCGUGUAACAGCCGCACCUGCUAUCAUUUACCGGAGGCCUCUGGCAGCAGCGCACGGACCAACAGAGGAUGUGGUGGUGUGUGGUCACAGUUUGGAGAUAAAUGUGACAUCGAGUCUGGAGCUCUUCCUCAGUAUCUCACAGAUGCAGUUACUUCAACAACUUCUGCAGGCCAACGUGGGACUGACAGAUAUCAAUGAAACUCCUGCAGAUAUGCGAGGUCAUCAUCUGCCGGCUGCUGCGGGUUCAGACUCUGUGGACGGUUUGUGCGGUAGUGGUGCUCCCUGCGGGCAGGACAGCGGGUUCGGCAGCGACAGCGCCCGUCUGCGGAUGGUUCGACUCGACCGCCAAAGCGGCAUGGGUCAGCGCCGCCUUGCGCGCAGCUCACACCAGUCCAUCAUUACUAAGAACCUCAGCUUUGUCCCCUUUGAUGUUUUCCUCACCGCCGGGCGCAUCUCUCUCAUGACGUACGCCACCGCGGCUUUGAGCAAACCUCCCACCGACGCCUCGCGUCCGGAAAAGAGCACGCUCGACGUGCCGGAGGACGAUGCCGAUCUCUCGUCAGAGGGCGGUCUGUCCUCCGUGACGGCAGACGAUCUGCUCGACGGCAAUGUCGGCGUGGGAUCGGCAGGAAUUCCGGCUGGCGUUUUGGCACCCAACCGGUCGUCGGCACGGCAGGCUUUAGGCGUGACGGUGGUGAGGCAGCCGGGCCGCAGAGGAGACAAAGACUGCAGCCUGGAGCCGCUGUUAUUCCUGCAGGUAACGCAGCCGUCGGUGUUAAUAAACUGCCACCAUCGCAAACAAAGGCUGGAGCUCUCACUCUUUGACCUCACGCUAAAAGGAGUCGCCAACGAUUACAAAUGUCUCGAUGCAGGAAAGUCUCUGCCAGAGGUUUUAGACUACAGUGUGUUUUGGCUGCAGACAUUAGCAGGAGAGGCAGACAAUCGGACUGGCAUCCCACCUCCACUGCUGUCUGUCAUCAUCAGAGACUUUCUCACUGGACCAGAGUUGAAGGUAGACAUCAGUCGCCCGUUGAGGGUCAGCCCCACGCUGGCUAAGAUUGAACAGGCCAAAGACUUUUGGAAGAGAAUCUUUCCUGAGAGAGAGAUGGACCGGUCGCCUUCGGGCUCCACCCACUGCUGCGACGGCGACGCCCCCCUUCAGACUCCCGAGCCGCUGCUGGGUUCGUUGCAGACAUUCAUACCCUUCCACAAGAUCUCGCUGCACACGGUGCAGAUGGCGGCGGCUUUGGAAAUGGAGUCGCACGCCGCGCGGCCCAGUCUGACGUUGUCCGUGUCGGGCGUGACGGGCGCGUUGACCCUGAAGAGCGACGCCCUCAAGUCUUCAGAUGGCUUUAAGGAGGUUUGCGUAUCACUUCAGUGUGAUGAUGUGUUGGUGCAAACUGGUCUAAAGGACAGAAGUGUUGUGUUUUUGGGUCCAUUCUCCUGCACUGCACAUCUGGAGGCUUAUUGGUGCAGACACAGCGGAAGCUCCACCCCCAACUCACCUGCUCCACCAAGAGUGUUGAUAGAUUUGAAAGGCGGUUUGCUACAGGUGUUUUGGGGUCAGCUGCAAUUUAACUGUUUGUCUCACAUUCAAGAGCAUCUACAGAAUUACUGCAGUCAGAUGACGAGAGUGGAGGCGGAGUCUAAUGAGAAGCCCCUCCUUUCUCUUGCAACGCCCGCCUCUUAUCCCACCCAGUCAGAGCACUCCUCUGAUGACCUGCGUACGGGCCUUUUCCAGUACAUACAGGACUCUGCGGGUCAGAAGUUGCCUUCAGCUCAUGAGGUCGUGUUCUGGAAAGAAACAGACGAUUCCUCAGGCGUGAUGCUGUGGCGAUAUCCUGAACCGCGCAUCAUUACGUUCCUCAGAAUCACACCCGUUCCCUUCAACACCACAGAUGACCCGGACAUCAGCACGGCUGACCUGGGCGAUGUUCUGCAGGUUCCUUGUAGUCUGGAGUACUGGGAUGAGCUGCAGCGGGCGUUUGUGCCCUAUAGAGAAUUCAGUCUGUCAGAGAGCUCUGUGUGUGAGCUGACGCUGCCCAGCCUGACCCCUAACACACACCAGACUGACCUGGUGACCUCUGACCUCUGGAGGGUAGUGCUCAACAGCUCCAGUGAAGGUGGAGAUGAGAGUUCGGACAGUGAAUCAGGUUCUCAGGUGCCCUGUGAUCAGCUGGUUUGUCCGACCGCUCUUGCCGCAUGUACGCGUGUGGAUUCGUGUUUCGCUCCGUGGUUCGUGUCGUCAGUGGGGGUCUCGGUGCGAUUGGCGUAUCUGGAGCUGAGAUUCUGCCACAACCUGGAUCAGCUGGGCACAGUGCCAUGCAAGAGGCUCCGCCCCUUCCUCCCAGACAGGAAGUUGCCUCAGGACCAGGAGUUUGCAGUUUUGUGCGUGCGUGAGCCGUGUGUGUAUGUGCGUCAGUGGAGCGACGUCACUCAGUGUUGUCAUGAGCUGAAGUUUUCAUCCAUGCUGAGCUGCAGACUGCUGGAGUAUAGAAACCUCACACAGCUGUCUGUCAUUCAGCCGGUCAGUCUGCAGGGAUACGCCACACACACGCUCACACGCUCACGACACACACUUCACUGCAGUACCACACUACAGCCGCUGCACGCCAAUGUCGGACAAUACGCCAUACACACUCUGGACAGAGCUCUGCAGGCCUGGAGACAGAACCGGGUUCCUGAUGCUGAAGAGUUGGUUUUCAGUCAUUAUGUCAUCUGUAAUGACACACAGGAAGUUCUGCGGUUUGGCCAGGUGGACACAGAUGAGAACAUCCUGCUACAGAGUAACCAAAGUCACCAGUACAGCUGGAGAACCCAUAAAUCACCUCAGCUGCUUCACAUCUGUAUGGAGGGUUGGGGUAACUGGCGCUGGGCAGAGCCCUUCAGUGUAGAUGAUGUGGGGACUCUCCUUCGCACCAUCCAACAUAAAGGCCAAACAGCAUCUCUCAUCAUCAGAGUCAAACAGCUCAGUGGAGUCCAGAAACAAGUGAUUAUUUGUGGCAGGCAGGUGAUGUGCAGUUUUCUCAGUCAGUCUAUAGAGCUGAGACUCAUUCAGCAUCACAGCGCUCAUGAUGGUGAAGCAGCGUUACGUGAGCGUGUCACACGUCUGGAGCCCGACAGCAAACUGCCUUCAUUUGUCCUGGAGGAAGCAGAAGUUACGCAGCUGUGUGUGCGCGCCUGCGGUGAUGAUGAUGCGUGGUCACGAGACGUCUGUCUGGAGCACAAUAACAACAGCGCUAUAGUACAGGUGCCAUGUUCUGAUGGGUCACUGCUUCAUGUUUGGUGCACAAUAAUACUACUGGAGGCAAACACACACAUUCAACAGAGAUUGGUUGUGUUUAGUCCUCUCUUUAUGAUGUGGAGUCACCUGCCUGAUGCUGUUCUGGUUCAUGUUGAGAAAAGAAGUCUGGGCCACAAACAUACGCAGCUCAUUCAUGGCCGCGGCCACCAGGAGGCGCUACAGAACGUAGAGACAGAUCUGAUACACCACCUUACAUUCCAGGCCAGUGAGGAAGAUGAUGCAUCAGACUCUGCUGUUCCUGUGUCUACUGCUGUCAUUAAGCAGAUCAUCAGCAGAUCAGCAUCAGAUCAGAAUCAUCAGAAUCUUCUAGAUUACUUUUAUGAAGAGAAAACAUCCAAGAGUUCAGCCUGGCCCUACAGCAGCAGAGAGACAGACAGGUCUGUAGUGGAGUCUGUGGCGCAGUGGGACAGUCCCAUGCAGGUGCGGUUAAGCGCGUGGAGGUCCGGUCUCAACACACUGAUGGUGGAGCUUCUGCCGUGGGCUCUUCUGGUCAAUCACUCACACUGGGACCUCUGGCUGUUUGAAGCUGAAAACAUCGUCAUUCAGAUACCAGCUGGAAAAACUCUCGUACCACCAAAUUUCAAGGAUGCGUUUCAGAUUGGCAUUUAUUGGCCACAAACUAACACGGUGCACAAAUCUCCUGCUGUGCGAUUGGUCCAUGAGGUGUCAUCCCCACGGUGGCCAGAAGGGGGCGGAGCCGAUGUCCUGCUAUUGGAUGAGGAGGGAUACAUACACACAGACAUCACACUCGGAACUCAGCCAGGAAAACUGAAGCUCUGUCAGUUGUGUGUGUCAUCUUCAGUGAAAUACGGGAUUCAAGUUUUACAGAUUGAGGAUAAAACCAUCCUGCUAAACAACACAACAAACACCAUCAGGUGCAAAGCUGUGUUAUCACAACACAUGACUACAACACAUGACCAGGUCUAUCAGGUCCCUGAGUCAUCUGUGUUUACUGUGGGUCACGCUGGAGAUCAGGUGUCUUGUCCUGUGGCCUGCUGGGAUGUCGUGCGUCCUGCGUCUGAACUGUCAGAACUGAAUACCCCGCCGUCAUCCAAACAUCUGCUGUUAAGUUGUGAUGGUCAGGGUGAUCUCUGGAGUCUUCCAGCGUUUGUGCGAUCAGAUUUCCCCAGACAGAGUGUUUGUGUACCAGUGGAGGCGACAAGACAAAACCCUUUCAACACGAGGGCUCUGGUUCUGACCUGUCAGGAGCAUCUAGGCAUCACAUAUCUGACUGUAAGUGAAGAUCUUUGUCCACGGAUGCUGAUUCACAACCGCUGCCCAAUGAAGCUGUUACUAAAGGAAAACCUCAAGGAGUGUCCACGAGAUGAAGUGUUUUGCAAGGUUUUGCCGGCGGUCUCUUCUGUUCAUCAUGAGCUGUUUCAUCACGCCUCCAACUUUCCUGAGUGCAAACAGAAAGAGACGCUGCCCACUCUGCUACUCCGUGUUGUCACUGACACGCCUACUGAUCCCAUAACCACACCCAUCAAUCCCACAGACACGCCCAACACAACAAGUUGGACUGAUGACAUCGAUAUCAGCAACCCUGGAACACAGGUUGUUUUCCUGCCUGGUUUUGGCUGUUUGUACAUUGAUGUGCUUCACCAGAGUGGCACCAUAACACUGACGCUCGCACCCGAGAGCAGCACCGAAGACCUGAUGGCACCUUACAGGUUGUCCAAUCAGAAGCUCUCGUUCAGGAUCCUGUCGAAUGAGGUGAGUGUGGCGCUCUGCGAUGACAUCACCACCCCGUCCAGAUCCGUGGAGCUGUUACGUCUUACCGUUUCCAAACUGCUGCUUCAUCUGCCGCCAUGCGAUUUGUCGAUCGAUGACAUCACCGCUCCGCCCAUCCACACGCUCCGGGUGCACUGCGGCAGCCUGCAGGUGGACAAUCAGCUGUACGACCGCGCCAGCUUCCACUUUCCAGUGAUCGUUUGCCAAGAGCCGCAGACUGAGCCGGGCGUGUGUACGUGCGACCCCGGCCUGGCGCUCACCCCGCAUCGCCCGGAGGAGUUCUGUGAAGCGUGUUUCCUGUCUGUGACUGUGUGCGUCUCCGCAGACUGGCAGCUGGACCGACUCGCCUUCCGCAUCAAACCUGCACGCAUCUAUUUGGAAGACACCUUCAUUUAUUACAUGAAAACGCUCUUCCGCACCUACAUCCCAGAGUCCCUGCUGGCUGAGAGGGAGUCCGGGCGGAGAGAAGGCGAAUGGCCGGCGGUUCCAAGCGAGGUCCUGGAGUCCAUGCGUGCGCUGGAGAAGCCGGUGCAUCUGCAGAAGCUGUCCAUCGAAGCCGUUCAUCUGCUCGUGAGCAUCCACGCCUCUCUGAAGCUCUACAUCGCGUCCGAUCACACGCCGCUGUCAUUCUCGACGUUCGAACGCGGACCGAUCUGCACGACCCCGCGACAGCUCGUGCACGCGCUCGCAAUGCAUUACGCCGCAGGCGCCCUCUUCAGAGCGGGAUGGGUGGUCGGUUCAUUGGAAAUCCUGGGCAGUCCCGCCAAUCUGGUGCGAAGUAUCGGGAAUGGAGUGUCAGAUUUCUUCAGGUUACCGUAUGAGGGUUUGACUCGUGGACCAGGAGCUUUUAUCAGUGGCGUCUCCAGAGGAACAAACUCAUUCAUCAAACACAUUUCUAAAGGGACUCUGACGUCCAUCACUAAUUUGGCAACGAGUCUUGCACGUAACAUGGACCGUCUGUCACUGGAUGAUGAGCAUUACAUGAGACAGGAGGAGUGGCGGAGACAGCUGCCCGAGACUCUGGGAGACGGACUGAGACAAGGACUGUCAAGACUGGGCAUCAGUCUACUAGGUGCCAUCGCAGGUAUUGUGGAUCAGCCCAUGCAAACAUUCACACGGACUCUUGAGAUGCCUGAUUCAGCGAGCAGUGCAGCGCGUGGCGUCAUCUCUGGAGUGGGGAAAGGCAUUGUGGGAGUUUUCACCAAACCAAUAGGAGGAGCAGCUGAACUUGUGUCACAGACGGGUUAUGGUCUCCUGCACAGUGCUGGACUUUCCCAGCAUCCUCAGCAGCUGUGUCUGCCGACAGACAGAAAAUCAGCAGACGCCGUCAACAGCCACGUCAAAUACGUCUGGAAGAUGUUACAGUCUCUGGGUCGCCCGGCGCUACACAUGGCUCUGGAGGUGUGUAUGGUGAGCGGGUCCGGUCAGGAACACUCGGGCUGUUUGUUGCUCAGUGGAGAGGUUUUGUUUGUGGUCAGUGUGUGUGAGGACGCACAACAGCAGGCGUUUCCUAUCACAGAGAUCCAGUGUGAACAUGACGCACACAAACCUGGACACAUCACACUCACACUUCAGCAGCAUCGAGUCUCUGGAGACACUGAGGCUGAUGGAGGUCGUGAGUGUCUCUCUGAGCUUCAGUAUAAUCGUCUGGUGGAUUUCGUCACAGGAGCGUCUCAAUAUCUCUCACCGUCAACGUCGUCACUCAAUCAGCCGACGAUCGUCACUCCUGCCGAACCGCCAUCGACUACAACUAAAACCUACCAUUACCAGGCUGACCCGGCCUUUGCACACGUGUUUAUCUGCAAGUUUACCAUGGUGAAAAAUAAAGCCCUUCGCAUCGGGUUCCACUAACAGUCUUCAUGGCUGACAAUUAUUUGUUCAAAGACUUUAACCCACCAGAAAUGCUCAACUUUAUAAAUAUGAAGAGUUUUGUUGUAUUUAUAUGAAUCUGUUUGUUUGUCUGUGAUGCUGAAAACCAAUAUAAGGCCUUUCAUCUGUAUUUUUAUAAGCAAUGCACAAAAGAUGAUGGUUUUUAUUUUAAUAGUCCCUCCUCUAUUCUGAGCUAAAGAAUCGCUUUAAAAUAAAUGUUGAUUAAUAAAUUUUAUAAAUUAUAA
Molecule: messenger RNA, 12564 nt
Organism: Misgurnus anguillicaudatus (oriental weatherfish)
Lineage: Eukaryota; Metazoa; Chordata; Actinopteri; Cypriniformes; Cobitidae
Source: RefSeq, a predicted model, not a curated record